AGCUGCAUCUCGAGUCAAGCUCGUUUCGCUUUCAAAUCUGAGAGGUAGCUCGGCAAGUCAGUGGACGACAUGGCUGAAGGCAAGAAGGAGGGCAGCAACAUGCAGGCGUUCCUGCUGGACUUCAUGUUGGGUGGGGUGUCAGGUGCUGUUUCCAAGACUCUGACCGCUCCCAUCGAGCGCGUGAAGCUGGUCGUGCAGACUCAAGACGCGAACCCCAAGAUCCGCAGUGGCGAGGUGCCUCGUUACACCGGAAUGGUUGACUGCGCCCAGCGUAUCUUGAAGGAGCAGGGCAUGAAGCGUUUCUGGGACGGCAACUUCACCAACUGCCUUCGCUACUUCCCCACCCAGGCGUUCAACCUGGCCUUCAAGGACACAUUCAAGAAGAUGUUCCCCAAAUACAAUCCCAAGACCGAGUUUUGGCAAUUCUUCGGCGCCAACCUGGUGUCUGGUGGCCUCGCAGCAGCAGCCAGCAUGACCAUUGUGUACCCCCUGGACUAUGCUCGAACAAGACUGGCUUCGGACGUGGGCUCUGGCAAGGCUACUUUCAGUGGCUUGGGUGAUUGCCUGGUCAAGACUGCCAAGGGACCAGGUGGGUUCUUUGCCCUGUACACUGGCUUUGGUGUGUCGGUCGCGGGCAUCAUCGGCUACCGUGGCCUGCAGCUGGGCACCUUUGACACCAUCACGGGCUUGAACCCUUACAAGAAGGAUCCUGGUAUGAUGGGUGCAGUCACCACGUUCGGAGCUGCACAGACAGCCAUCACCAUUGGAGCAGGAGCCACCUACCCCUUUGACACCGUGCGAAGGCGGCUCCAGAUGCAGUCCGAGAAGCCCGUGGAGGAGCACAUCUACAAGGGCACCCUGCAUUGCUUCAAGACGAUUGCUGCCGAGGAAGGCCUCAUGAAGGGUCUCUACAAGGGAUUCCUUGCCAACGUCGUGCGCAGCGUCGGCGGAGCGUUGGUGCUUGUCUUGUACGACCGCGCCAAGAUGUACCUCGCAAUGUGAAGAAGCCCUCAGGCACGCAGGGAGACUUUGCUUGAGGCUAGAUGAUUGGGGGGUUUGGCACUGGGUCAGUAAAUGCUUUUGCUGUUCAUGCAGCUGGCAGUGGAUGUGUAUGGCCUGCCAAGACUUGAGAAGCAGGCAAAUGAGAUGCUGGUGACUGAAUCUAUCAGCGAGUUCCGAUCGCUUUACACGGCUGGCAUGUGAGAUGCUCUUAAGACCUCCUUGAUGCUGUUUCCUGAAACCAGGGCAGCCCACGUUUCCCCGUACUCAGCACGCACAGCACGGGAUGAUUGUUGUGAGCUGGUCAAUGCAGGUUGCACGCAUUCAGCAAUGUUGCAUGUGCCCGAUUCUGUUUCAACAGGCUCUCGGCUGUGCAGAAAGACAUUUUGGCAUGGGGUUGCGCUCGCUUCGGGUG
Molecule: messenger RNA, 1414 nt
Organism: Effrenium voratum
Lineage: Eukaryota; Dinophyceae; Suessiales; Symbiodiniaceae
Source: the annotation of a GenBank genome assembly